AUUGGCAUGUUAAAAUUAAAAACUUACAGGGAGCAUGCUCUUAAAAUCACACUUAAUAAUAAAAACUGCCGCUUGUUAGUAUCAGAAAGAAACAAGUUGGAGCCGCAGCAAUGAACUCAACUUCCCGGAAAACAGAGGCGGAGUCCGUCGUCGGCCGCCGCUAGAUACAGCGAGAAAGUCGUCUAGGUUCCUCCUUCUCUAUAUAAAAAAUUUAUCCGAUGCGAUUCCACCGCAUCAGAAGCAUUGCGUCGCAGCAGAUACCCACACCGCACUGUCAUUUCUCAAUUUGGCGCUAAAGCGACGCGUGUCACAAUCUAGGGCAUGGCUGAUAAGAAGACAAUUGCAAUUUGUCAGUCAGGAGGAAAAUUUGAAACGGCAAAAGAUGGUACUUUGUCAUAUAAAGGCGGUGAUGCUCAUGCUAUGGACAUUGAUGAUCAAAUGAAAUUUAUAGACUUUAAGGCAGAGAUAGUAGAAAUGUUUAGUUUUAAUAAUGUUGGUAGCAUAUCUAUCAAGUAUUUCCUUCCUGGUAACAAGACCACUCUCAUUUCAAUUUCGAAUGAUAAGGAUCUUCAUCGAAUGGUUAAGUUUCAUUAUGAUUCGAGUAUUGUCGAAAUCUAUGUCUUUAUUGAAGAGGUACUUGCCCUUGAGGUCUCAACCAUGCCUGCCAGUAGGUCAAGUAGAACAACUUUGUCUGAAACAGUGUUGCCAAUCAAUACCAUUAUGAAUCCUGAUGUUGAUUAUGCUCCACCUGUUGCUUCUCAUGAUACAAUUCAAAUUGAUACGGAUAUGGACAUACCUCUUUUGAGUCUUUCCUCGAACGAAGAGAAGCUGGCUAAAGGGGCACAACAGUGGCAGAAUACUAUUACUGGUGUAGGUCAAAGGUUCAACAGCGUACAUGAGUUUCGGGAGUCGUUGCGUAAAUAUGCCAUUGCUCAUCAAUUUGCAUUCAAAUAUAAAAAGAAUGAUAGUCAUCGGGUGACUGUUAAAUGCAAAGCAGAAGGUUGCCCUUGGAGAAUUCAUGCAUCGAGGCUGUCAAGUACUCAGUUGAUAUGCAUAAAAAAGAUGAACUCAGAACAUACUUGUGAAGGGGCUGCUGGUACAACAGGGCAUCAAGCAACUAGGAAUUGGGUGGCAAGUAUUAUAAAGGAAAAGUUGAAAGCUUGUCCAGACUACAAGCCCAAGGACAUUGUCAAUGACAUCAAGCAGGAAUAUGGAAUUCAACUUAACUACUUUCAGGCAUGGCGCGGGAAAGAGAUUGCAAAAGAGCAGCUUCAGGGUUCUUAUAAAGAGGCGUAUAGUCAGUUACCUUUCUUUUGUGAAAAGUUAAUGGAGGCUAAUCCUGGCAGUCUAGCUAUGUACACUACUAAGGAAGACUCAAGCUUUGAUCGUCUCUUUGUAUCAUUUCAGGCUUCCUUGAAUGGCUUCCAACAAGGCUGCCGACCACUGAUUUUCCUUGAUAGCAUUCCAUUGAAGUCAAAAUACCAAGGUGCAUUGCUAGCAGCAACAGCUGCUGAUGCAGAGGACGGUGUAUUCCCUGUUGCCUUUGCUAUUGUUGACGCUGAAUCUGAUGAUAGUUGGCAUUGGUUUUUGCUUCAACUCAAAUCAAAGUUGUCAACAUCUGUUCCUUUAACAUUUGUAGCAGACAGAGAAAAUGGGCUGAAAAAUUCGAUCGCUGAGAUAUUUGAAGGUUCAUUUCAUGCAUAUUGCCUGCGAUACUUAACUGAGCAACUUUUUAGAGACUUGAAAGAGCAGUAUUCUCAUGAGGUAAAGCGACUCAUGAUUGAGGAUUUAUAUGCUGCUGCUUAUGCAACCAAACCAGAAGGCUUUCAUAACGGCAUGGAGAGCAUCAAAAGGAUUUCUAUUGAAGCUUACGAUUGGAUAAUGCAAAGUGAUCCGGUGAACUGGGCGAAUGCAUUUUUUCAGGGUACUAGGUAUAAUCACAUGACUUCUAACUUUGGGGAGCUGUUCUACUGUUGGGCUUCAAAUGCAGACGAUUUACCGAUAACACAAAUGGUGGAUGUUAUUAGAGGCAAGAUUACGGAAUUGAUUAUUACUCGAAAGGCGGAAUCUGAUGAAUGGUCGACUAGGCUGAGUCCAUCCAUGGAGGAGAAGCUUAAAAUGGAAAUUCAAAAAAGUCAUUCACUUCAAGUUAUAUUAUCGGCCGGCAGUAUAUACGAAGUUUGUGGUGACUCGACUGAGUUAGUCAAUAUUGACAGGUGGGAAUGUAGUUGCAAAACAUGGCAGCUGAGUGGGGUACCAUGCUGCCAUGCCAUUGCUGUCAUUGUUGCGAUAGGUCAGUGUGUUUAUGAUUUUUGCUCUAGAUACUGUACAACUGAAUGCUACAGAUUGACUUACUUCGAGUGUAUAAAUCCGAUUGUGAAUAUGAAUGUACCAGCAGCAAUUGAGCCUUUGGUAACAGUAACGCCUCCUCCCACACGACGACCACCAGGUCGACCGGCUACAAAACGAUAUGGAUCUCAAGACAUAGUUAAGCGUGAUCUACAUUGCAGCCGAUGCAAGGGACUAGGGCAUAACAAGUCUACUUGCAAGGAGGAGUUAUUAUAUCUCAAUAAUACUUGAAAGGAUGAAUUAUAGUGCUGGCCACAAUAACUGUGGCAUUUUCUUUUUGAUGCAAAUAGUAACAAUUAACUGAUUAGUAUGUCCCCUUUUGAAUUUCAUAACAGAGUUUGAACCGAGGGUUGGUGGCAUAGGAAACUGUAUAAUGCAUCUAACAGUUCUUUUGAAGGGACUGAAAAAAAAAUAUAGAGUAGAAUAGCCGUUUUAGUUGUGCAAUAAGUGAGCAUAAUAGUAGUUAGUGUUUGUUAUUCUUUUGCAGCUGUAUCGCUAGUUUAAGUUCGAUGGCGUAUUAGUUGUUGUGCUUGGAAACUAUUUUAGCCCAACUUGUUUGAAACCGAACUAUCUUCACUGAUUUAUUAUUAGGAAAUACUAAAAUAAUUCUUUUGUUUUUUUACA
This is a messenger RNA of Lathyrus oleraceus (garden pea), 2973 nucleotides long. RefSeq lists its product as uncharacterized. Gene Ontology annotation, molecular function: zinc ion binding; protein binding. The record is from RefSeq and is a predicted model, not a curated record. Bases 322 to 2580 code for a protein of 752 amino acids. NCBI's taxonomy places the organism in Eukaryota, Viridiplantae, Streptophyta, Magnoliopsida, Fabales, Fabaceae. The transcript has 3 exons.